This is a messenger RNA of Leptomonas pyrrhocoris, 2943 nucleotides long. RefSeq lists its product as hypothetical. The transcript has a single exon. The record is from RefSeq and is a predicted model, not a curated record. Bases 1 to 2943 code for a protein of 980 amino acids. NCBI's taxonomy places the organism in Eukaryota, Euglenozoa, Kinetoplastea, Trypanosomatida, Trypanosomatidae.
AUGCCCAGCGCCACGGCCAGGUUAAAAUCUGUUAACUCAAAUGGCAUGACGGCGGGCUCCGCUGUUGAGCCGAUCUCGUCCGCGCCACAGCAGCAGCAGCCAGUCGUGUCUGCACGAAACAACGAAUGCAACCGGCCCAAGAAAUCGACGGAUCAUCGACGCGACUCCAACAUCUCGCUCGAGUUGAACGCACUGACGCCGGCUGUCACCGCCUCCAAUCUCGCCGCCAUCGAGCCGAGCCCGCCACCCGUCACGCCGAAGCAGACCGCACUCGAUGACCCCGUCACCCUCCGCCCGUCCACCACAGCACCUCUGGUGGGCCAGCCUGCUCCUGCGAGGACUUCAACCAGUGAGCACAGCCCGUCGCCGCGCAGCCGUAGCGGAGUCGAAUUUGAUGUGUGGGAGUACGUGACAGCUGAGGAGCUCGUCUGCAUGGAUGGACACCGCAACAGCGACGACAACGGCAAAAACGACACGAUGUCGAAUGUCCCUGUGAACGAGGAGGCGCCGAGGACAACAGGCGUGCCAUCCAUGCUGUCGCAGCCUGCCGUGGUGAGCUUGGCGGCGAGUCCGCCACGUCGACGCAACUCCACCGCAGCAUCAACGAACUCCGUAGCGUCCGCACGCCGCAUCGCGAGCAACGCCGGUGCCGCGCCGCGGUCACCGCACGUCCUCCGCUCCUUUGCCUCGCUCGGCUUUCACGGCGGUUACAGCUUCGGAGUGGCGAUGCGUGACGUUAAUGUGGACAAGGCGGCAGCCACAGCGGUGGCAGCGGCCACCACCAACAACGCCCCUGCCUCAUCAACUUUGAAGGUCCAGGCGCGUAUUUGUGACAGCAAGGACGCAAGCAAUACCCGCAAGGGAAGCGGCAACAGGGAUAAGGCGGAAGCAGGCCUGUCCAGCACGUCCAGCGCAGGUGAUCUGGAGAGCGAGGGCAGCUACGUGAACCUGUUCCGCAGCUUCGCGCGGUCGGAAACGAAUUCUGCCGCUGCGAAGUCGGGACCUGACCACGCCUGGCUCGAAGAGGUGCCCGACGGCACUACGAAAGAUACCACGCUGGUCGGAGACAUCAGCGCCACUACAGCACCGACGAGGGCACGAACUUCGCCGCCAGUGGGAGCAACCGCUUCUUCGACCGCGGCUGCUGCACUGAAGCCGCGCGGUGACGUCAACGGACGUGUUGCCUCCAUGACCGCAAACCGCCCUGCCCAACGCAACUGCCUAGACUCCUUCUUCGUUUUUCCGGAGCGAUGGACACCCCCCGCGGCGGACGAAGGCGAAGAAGGCGGGGCGGUCGUGGACGACGCCAACGUCGCUCCUCUCUCCCCGUGUCCACCGCCGUUUGCAUCUCUUUUUAAGGCGGUACGCGCCGCCACCGGCGAUGGCACGCAGCCGAGUCGAAGUGUCAACGAAAUGGUUCCAUUGUCGCCGCCCGCCCACGCGGAAGCAAGGCCGAACACACAGAAGACGGCGUUCUCUUUUUCUAGAUUUGCCGCAACGACGACGGCAAAUCCUACUCCGAGGGAGGAGCGUCCGCAGCGGCCACCGAUGCCCGACCGCGGCGAGGGAAGUGACGAGGAGAACUUCAUGAACGACGGGUACGGGCGCUCAUCGCAGCUGCAGCUGCCAUCGUUCUUGUCGCCACUCUCACCGCAGCAUGGAAAGAUGAACAGCAACAGCCGCACGGAUGACAACGGUGCGGAUACUUCUGUGGCGGAUCAGGAGGCAGCGGCCGCAAUUGUCGUCGCAACAAUACCUGCAUCUGCUUCUCGCAGCCAAAAAAGCCCUGCUGGCAAUUCGACACGUGCUAAACAAACAGCGACGAGCACGGCGGCCCUGCAACACCGAUCCAGCGCGCGGUUGCCCGAUGCGGCGAGCGGCGCCGUCCCCUCUGCUCACGACAAGGACACCGAUGGGGAGGAGGAGCCCGUAGGCGGCAACGGAGGCGCGGGCCGGGAAGGAGAGGACGGGUUGGAAGAGGAGGAAGGCGAGCAGGAAGCCGCACGCAGUCGAGCCCCAAAAGCCGCUGUCGCACGCCGCCGCCCCUCGCAGGAGCCUCGCGGGCGUGCGGCCGUAGACACCCCCACACAAGCGCACACCAUUCGAGGCGUGCCGCCCGCGUUCAAUGAGCCACACGACGCCCAGCUCCGCGAUCACAUCAGCUCGCCGCAGCAGUCCGAGGCCUACGCUCCCUUUCAGCACAACACACGCAUGAACGAACUGCAACGCUUCACGCCCGUCUACCAACCGAGGCAGUGGGUCACCGCCGACCGGCUCAACUUCCCGCCGCCGCUGGGCAACGUGAUCCGGCUGCCCGGCACCCCCAGCCCUAGCACGGCUUUCUUCCGUGGUGUUCAGGAAGGAGGAGGCGGGGUCAACCGAUUUGCGGUGCCGCUGCCGAUGCGCGACCCGCGCACGCUGCUGCCCAACUCAGGCGCCCCCUCCUAUAGCGGCGACGACGGCCAGCGACGCAGUGAGCUGCCCUCCCUCGACGCCCAUGGUGCCGGCGGUGGUGGUCUGCCGGGGGAUCUUGCCAUUUUUCGCCCGUCCUCGCCGCCCGUCGUGCAGCGCCCUCCGGCGGUGCUCCCCCGCGUUGAUCGUACCGAGGCCGCGACGGCCUUUCAAGACGCUUCUAUGCUGAUCAGCCGCACGUUGGAAGGGACGCGUCCGAUGAAGACGAUGGAACGCGGCCCGCUGCAGCCUUUUCCGUCGCCGUCACCCCCGUCGACACGGCUGUGCGCAUUUGCAGGGUUGGAAGACACGCGUCGCCGCAUCGGUGCGAAGUGGUUUAAGUUUGUGGCGCUCGAGAUACGGUGGGUGCCGUCGCCUGGUCUGCUGCCGGAUGAACGAGGGAGACCGGCGGUGGUGCUGGAGCAGGAGGGAGAAGCAGCGACGACGGCGGGCGGCGCAGCAGGUCCUUCACGGGUGCAAGAAGCAGAGUGA